Molecule: messenger RNA, 2374 nt
Organism: Plectropomus leopardus (leopard coralgrouper)
Lineage: Eukaryota; Metazoa; Chordata; Actinopteri; Perciformes; Serranidae
Gene: impdh2
Product: IMP (inosine 5'-monophosphate) dehydrogenase 2
Biological process (GO): GTP biosynthetic process
Cellular component (GO): cytoplasm
Molecular function (GO): IMP dehydrogenase activity
Source: RefSeq, a predicted model, not a curated record
GGAAACGUUGUCAGAUGGGAAUAACGCACGUGUCUGAGGGAAGUGUAGAAAGAACAUGAACGCUGAACCCCGGCGGGCAGAAAGGCCUGAGAGAGGACACACAGGCGUUCAUGUUGACAUUUUCUGUGCAGUUUCUUGCCAGUAACUGACACUCAGACGACGGGACUCUUCUCGGGUGCUUAGAGGCGCGUGGAGCAGGACAACGCUUAGACCGUGAAGUGACCGAGAGGAAGAGCAACACACAGGGCGACCGAAGAAAGUUCUCGGUCUCUGUUCCGGGGCCUGCGUGUGUUGUCUGUUUUUGUACUCGCUCGUCGCCAUAGCAGCUUAUUAACUUACUUUAUUACUAGCUAAACAUUAAAGGACCUGUGAGGGUACAUUUGGACGUCAUGGCGGACUACCUGAUCAGCGGGCAGACCGGUUACGUUCCCGAGGAUGGGCUGUCAGGACAGCAGCUGUUCAACGGAGGAGACGGACUCACAUACAACGACUUCCUGAUUCUGCCAGGCUACAUCGACUUCACAGCAGAACAAGUGGAUCUGACCUCAGCACUUACCAAAAAAAUCACCAUGAAAACUCCCUUCGUCUCCUCUCCCAUGGACACCGUCUCAGAGGCCAGCAUGGCAAUAGCUAUGGCACUAACAGGUGGCAUCGGCUUCAUCCACCACAACUGCACUCCAGAAUUCCAGGCCAAUGAAGUUCGCAAAGUCAAGCGUUAUGAGCAGGGCUUCAUCACAGACCCAGUGGUGAUGAGCCCCAACGAGCGUGUUCGGGACGUCUUCCAGGCCAAGGCUCGCCACGGCUUUUGUGGAAUCCCCAUCACUGACAACGGCAAAAUGGGCGGCAAGCUGGUGGGCAUUAUCUCUUCCAGAGACAUUGACUUCCUGAAAGAGGAGGACCACAACCUGCCACUGAGCGAGGUGAUGACGAAGCGAGAGGAUCUCGUGGUCGCCCCUGCUGGAGUGACACUGAAGGAAGCUAAUGAAAUCCUCCAGAGGAGUAAGAAAGGAAAGCUGCCGAUAGUGAAUGAAGAGGGCUCCCUGGUGUCCAUCAUCGCCCGCACAGACUUGAAGAAGAACAGAGACUUCCCUCUGGCCUCCAAAGACUCGCGCAAACAGCUGCUAUGUGGCGCUGCCAUCGGCACCCACAACGACGACAAGUACCGAUUGGACCUGUUGGUGCAGAGCGGUGUGGAUGUAAUUGUACUGGACUCGUCUCAGGGCAACUCAAUCUUCCAGAUCAACAUGAUCAAAUAUAUCAAAGAAAAGUAUCCAGAUCUACAGGUCAUCGGAGGCAACGUGGUGACUGCAGCUCAGGCUAAGAACCUGAUAGAUGCAGGAGUGGACGGGCUGAGGGUGGGGAUGGGCAGUGGCUCCAUCUGCAUCACACAGGAAGCUCCCCCCACUGUACCACCAGCAAUAAAGCUCCACAGCCCCAAAACCCCAACCACUGUUACGGGAUACUCCAUGCUAGCGUGCGGCAGACCACAAGCCACAGCUGUCUAUAAAGUAUCAGAGUAUGCCAGACGUUUUGGCGUGCCGGUCAUCGCUGAUGGCGGCAUCCAGACUGUCGGGCACAUUGCCAAAGCCCUGGCUCUGGGAGCAUCCACAGUGAUGAUGGGCUCUCUGCUGGCUGCCACCAGUGAAGCUCCAGGGGAAUAUUUCUUCUCUGACGGCAUCAGGUUGAAAAAAUACCGCGGGAUGGGCUCCCUGGAUGCCAUGGACAAAAACCUGGGCUCCCAGACCCGGUACUUCAGUGAGUGUGAUAAGAUUAAAGUUGCUCAGGGUGUUUCUGGAGCGGUGCAGGACAAAGGCUCCAUCCACAAGUUUGUUCCAUACCUGCUGGCUGGCAUUCAGCACUCCUGCCAGGACAUCGGAGCGAAGAGUCUCACACAGCUCAGAGCCAUGAUGUACUCUGGAGAUCUGAAAUUUGAAAGGAGAACAAAUUCUGCUCAGGUGGAGGGUGGAGUCCACAGCCUGCACAGUUAUGAGAAGCGUCUGUUUUGAGAGGAAGCCAGCCAUUCAGCCAGCAUACGGAGAUUCCUUCCAACAGACACAUUAUGCAAAAACACUACUUGCCAGGCCCUCUUACAUUCAUACUCCACACAUACACACACCUGCCUAAGUUUCAUACAAAGUAGUCUUUAAAGGUAAGCUCUCACACACACACUGUACUCUUCCAAGGAUCCAUUAGUCUUCCUGCCAGUGUCAUCUAUGCAUUGUCUGUGUUUGUGUGUGAAGGAGGGGAACUAAGCCUUUAUCAAUCAGUGCACGUGUGAUUGAGUCCUCCAAUGCCUUUCAUGUUAUUAUUAAAAUAAAAUGUCUGGUGUGUCCAUGUUAAGGCAAAAAAAGUCGUCCAAUAAUAAAGCGUACUU